Messenger RNA from Nasonia vitripennis (jewel wasp), 6752 nucleotides. RefSeq lists its product as uncharacterized. Lineage: Eukaryota; Metazoa; Arthropoda; Insecta; Hymenoptera; Pteromalidae. The transcript is spliced from 3 exons. The record is from RefSeq and is a predicted model, not a curated record. The coding region runs from base 1 to 6042 and encodes 2013 amino acids.
AUGGAGCUCAACAUUCGCUUCGCGACCGUGACCAUGAAAGUACUCGUCUCUCGUCGACCGUUCUUACCUAGGCUAGAUGCUUGUUUAGUCCUUUGUUGCUGUUUCAUUUUGCUCGGUUCGCGACUAUGCGAGGCGCGUUCAGUUGCCAACGAAAGUGGUGCUACAAAAGUUGAAGAAGCACAGGUGGGCUUGAAAAGUUUUUUGACACAGGCUGGUCACGUUAAUGAAGAAUUAAAGAGCGUGGAUGAAGUCGACGUGGUAAACGAGAAAAGACUUCGACGGGUCACAGAAACUCUCGGUAAGUCUGACAAAGAACACGAAGAUGCGAAAGUGAAAGAUGUAACAGUUAGUCGCGAAUCGGCACACGAUAGAAAAAUUCGAGUCGAUGAGACGACGAAAGAGCAUUUAAUGGGCAAGAAAGCUUUGAAAAAUCCCUUUAGAAGAGUGAAGAGAGGCAAUCAUAUCGCAAACGAGAAAAUCGAUGAUGCUAUUAUCAAGUCUGUGGAGGACAAAGGCAAACUAGAAAGCGAUGACAACGUGGGGCAAAAUAAGAGAGUUGGCGUUGAAGGAAUUAGAAGAUUGGACGUUGAUGUCGAGGAAGAGGACAAGAAAGAAAUUCAUGAUGUAUCAAAAGGUAACUUGAGAAGUGCUGUUGCCGAUGAUGUUGAAAAAUCAGCAAUAGUAGAGCCGAGCGCUGAUGAAAAAGUUCAAAGUAUCGAAACUAAAAAUGCUGAACAGGAUCAAUCUGAAGAUAUUAAAAAUGUAUCAAAGGAUCCGAUCAUUUCAUCCACGGACGCAUUGCCGAAUUAUGCUACAGUCGUUGAAAAUCCAAUUGGCGACAAUGUAAAGAAUAUUAAAGUAGCUGAUUCCAUCCACGAUCAGUCUGAAGGUAUUUUACCAAAUCAAGAAAAUGUAGUCGAUCAAAAUGAAAAUUCUGAACUUUUCAGACGUUCCCAAACGUUUUUGAAACUUCAGUUUUUGAAAGAUCAAGCUUUAGAAUUACAAGCAAAAAUUCGAAAUACCACAUUUGUGCAAAAUUUAAAGGAGCAAGUAUCCGAGGUUCUUCCAGAUAUUCCAAAGUUUACUGAAAAUCAAUUUUUAGAAAUGCUAAACACUAUCAUAACUAAAAAGAACAUACAAAAAUCCAAUGAUUUCAAUGCAGAUGCAUUCAAAGACACUGGAUUAAAUGAAAAUCAAAUCGAGGUAAUAAAAUGUGCACAACAGCUAUUAGCGCAAAAGGAGAGGCAAUCUUUUUUUGAUAACAUGUCUGAGUGCAUACGUGGAUUAAAUGUAAUUAAUUGCAUGCGUAUUUUCAUAUAUCCAAUCAUUGUUGAAAAUAUGCCCGAAGCUGUCACACAAGUUUUUCCAAACUUCCCGAUUGUUAUAAAUGUCGCAGAUAUAUUCCAAGGUAAUCGUGAUAAACCAAAAUCAGCUAGACAAGUACCGGUAAUGGGUUUCUUGACAAAUUCCAUUGAUCCCGAAGCAACUAUAUUGAAUAUUUUAAUGGAAGGAUUAUCGAAGAACCCACCAAAUGAAAAUCUGCCAUCGUUUAUCGAUGCAAAGAAUGAGACAUUCUCAAAACUUCUUACUUGUAACAGAAUGAAACUUUUGCAAAUGACCGAAAAAUUUUUACCAGAGAAUACUAGGGAUAGCUAUUCUGAUGAGAUGCUUUCGUGCGUGCGACGAUUUGAGUACUUUAGUUGCGUGAAGUAUUUUUCUUGGCCUGUUAUUAAACAAUACUAUGCCGCAUUACCAGAAUUUCCCUUAAGCGAUUCUGUCUUAUCGUCUUUGAUUUAUCCAAACUAUCCUCUUAUUCCUUAUCCAGGCUACGAAAGUGGAUUCGGCCAUUUACCUGAAGUUAUAGAAUCAGGUCCGAAACGGCGUACGCCAGAAACGGUUAUUUCUGAUGUCUUUAGGAAAGCCUUGAGCCAAUAUCCGCGAAUCACAACAUUGCCGACUCCAAUUGAACUACAUUUAGUUAUCAAGAGCCCAGCAAUGAAUCAAGAUCAAAUAGCAUCCAUACACUUAGCGGAACAACUUCUACCUGUGAAGAUGCGAACAGAAUAUGUAACAAGAACUGUUCAAUGUAUCCAACAGUUUGACUACUACAAUUGUAUGAAAUACACUACUUUGCCAUUGGUUAAACAGUUUAAUCCGUUUGAUUUUUCGGGUAUUCAAGAUUUUCUUAGUAAUUUGGGACUUCCGGAACCACCACAAUUUCCAAAUAUUUUGGAGCUCAUACAACAAUUUUAUGCAGGAUUUCCUCAAUUUCAAUUGCCAGAAUUUCCGAGUUUUCCAGACUUUUCGAACUUAUUUCCUUUCGGACAAGGAACAACCACUACGACUGCUAAACCAACCGAUGAGAGUACAACUGCUUCGACUGACACAUCAUCGCAAGAUACAAAGAAAAAUGACACUGUUUUAGAAGGUAAAAUAUAUAAUAUUCUAAAAAAUGUAAGAGAUUCUAUGGGGCCAACACCAUUAUCUCCAGCUACAUAUACCAAUAGGAAAGUAUUUCUUUUUCCACUAAUGACUGAGGAUCAAUCGAAAAUUUUCGCCUUAGCAGAAGGUAUUCUGCCACCCAUAGCACGUGAACAUUUGAUUACCAAUACUUACUUUUGUUUAAAUGAAAAACAUGAAUUCACUAAGUGCGCAGAAUUGGUGAUGUGGCCAUUUAUUCGAGGACACGUAAGUGGUCUUCCAGAAUUUCCUGCUCGAGACGACAGCAUUGAAUCUCAGCAAAAAUUUGGCGGUAACACGCGGUUUAUGCCAGCUGAAAAUAGAGAUAAUUUCUUUAUUAUGAGGGGAAUAGAAAAAUUCUUUUUUGAAGGUCGCGAGGAUGCUAUGGGCUACAUAAUAAGAUCGUUGCAACUAUCUCCACCAGGAUCUUUCAAUAUGCAAAUAAUAUUAGAUAUGUUGCGAUCCAUUCAAUUUAACGCACCUGAGUUUUCGAACAUGCAGUUAAUUCAAUAUCCAAGAGCUCCGGAAUUUUCAUCUCUGCUCACUGAAAAUCAAGAAAAUAUUAUUCACGCAGUGGAAAGCAUCAUACCCGACGAAAAUCGAGUGAAGUUCAGCAAUGACAUGAUUGCAUGCGCUCAGAAAAACAAGUUUGCUAUGUGUUCACGAAAUGUAAUAUUCCCAGCUAUAUAUCCAUAUUUCCAACGAUCUAUAUUCUCUCCUAUUUACAAUAUAAUGCCAGAUAAGAGUGACUUGUCGAAAGUCAAUAAACUUGAUAUGAGCAGAAUAAGUCCUGUUGGCAUCGAAACUAAAAUCAAUGCCGAAAAAAAAGGUGAAAAUAUUAUUAUUACAUCUGACAAAAGUAUAAUACCAAUUUACCCUUCCAAUCCCGAAUCAGUUAUUUUCAGCAUGCUGAGAAAAGUGCAGAUAAAUGCUGAAUCUCUCCCAGACUUUCCAAAACUGUCCAUAGCUUAUACGCCAGAGUUCAAGCAAGCUUUUAACGUUAGACAAGCACAUAUCUUGACAGUCGCUGAAGGGAUUUUACCAGAAGAAUAUCGCAAGGGGCUUUUAGAAAAUAUGUAUGUCUGUAACCAAAAAGAUUCAUUCCUCAAUUGUGCUCGAGAUGUGCUGUACCCAGCAAUGGCAAAAACGUAUCCAGAGUUUUCCUCUUUUCCAGAUUUCAAAAACGAUCUGAACCGAUCAAAUAUGCUAUCAGUGAUUGACAGUUUUAAUAAGCCUUCUACUUCCUUAAGGGCAUAUGACUCAAAAAGAACACUUCCGUCGAUUGAUGUUUUAUACAAAUUUGUUCCUGAAGAUAAAGCUAACGGACUUAGAGUGUUGAUUGAUCGAUUACCAGACACUCUAUACUACGAUUUAUACAUAAAAAUGGUUCAGUGUUCUCAAUACUCCGACAGUAUAUCUUGUGGACACAAUAUUAUUUAUCCCACUUUGAAAAAGUUUUACGACGCUCCUGGAUUUAAUUUAGAUGAUUACUAUCCAAUCGCAACAUUACCUCCUCCUCCAACGAUGGUAUAUCAACGUCCACCAUAUGACUACGAAAUUUUGUGUGAAAAUAUGGGUUUCUCUUGUACCUUGAUACCUUUCGGAACACGAUAUGCAGGCGGCUACUCAAACUCAAACGUUUCACCCAAUAGCUUGGCAAGUUCUUACAUGCCUUUUGGAAGACUAUCAGAUGGCAGCCGAAUUUUUAAACAUUUUGAAGAUAUUUGGAAUACAAAUAUCACACCUUCAGUACGAGCUGAUCAAACCAGCAUUUCGGAGUAUGCAACUCAAUCAUCCACAAAUUAUUUAAAUAGCAAAUCCAAAUUUUUCUCUAAAAAGCAACAAAAAAUCAGUUUGCAAGAUAUUUUAUCUGCUAUAAAGCUAUUAAAAAGAAAUAAACGUAAUGUUGACGAUCUUCUCGAUUCAUAUCCAGACGUUGUCCCAAUAGAUAAAAAAAAUUCCGUUUCAAGAAGAAUCCCUCCUAAGUUAACAUUCCCAAACAUAUCAGAAACUGAAUUACUUCAAAUUUUCAGACACAUCUCCGAAUUGAAACACGAACGGGUGUCAGAGAAUAUAGUUUCAAAUGGAUAUUUUGUAGAUUCUUUAAAUGAUACCGAAAAAUCAUUAAUAACGAAUAAUCAAUAUGAGAUUCUGAAGCUAAUUCAAGGUUUGAAUUCUGAAACAGCAAAAGCAAGCUUUAUGUCACGUUUAGUACAAUGUAUCCGCAGUUUGAGUUUCAUCCGCUGUGUAGGAAUAUUUGUUUGGCCGAUGAUUGCUAGUAAUCUACCGUCCUUACCAUUUACUCUUCCAGCAAGCCGGGGUAGCCGUACUGUAGCAGAAACACAAAUUCAGCAACUUUUUGGAGUGUCGGCAUCUGACUUGGAAUCAGAACUUUUAAGUCGUAGGGAACAGAUCGAGUCAAAUUUCAUCCAAUUGUACAAGACUCUAACUGAAGAAACGUUUGUAGCAGACUUAGGACCUUUAAAGAUUAAAGGACACGGAGAUGGUGAAUUAGCAGUAACGUUUUCUGGAUUUCGAGAAGGAAGAUUAUCGAGAUUAAAAGAUAACAAAAAUUUACCGAGCAUUUUGACCAUUAUAAGCGAAGUGAUCGAGGAAGUUUUUGAUACAAGACCGAAUAAGACAAAGAACCGUAAAGAUAAUUUAAAGAAAGAUAAAAGAAGUCGUAGUUUACACAGUUUCGAGGAAUUGAAUUUUGGAAAACACUUACACGAUCCCAAUGAGGAAAACUCCAAACGGUCUGUAAAAGACGACCAAGUAAUAAAUAUGUUAUUAGACAGGAUGAGACCCAGCUUUACAGAAAUCGGAAAUGACGACAUAAAAAAUUAUUACAACAUAGAAGAUGCCAACAGAGCAUUCCAAGUACUCUUUGGUCCGAAGAUCGCGGGAAGAAUAUCUAAUCAGUUGAAGACUAUAGAAACUGGAAAUAUGAAAAAUUUUGAAGGAUUACAAUCGGUCCAACAAUUAAAAUUGGCACCGCUUGACGCACAAAUAACCAACCAAGCGCAGCAAUUAAAAAAUCGAUCGUCAAAAGGACGGGCAUUGUACCAACCUGGCAGCAACAAAGAUGAGUUUAACAGCGAGGAUAAAACUGAUAUGACUAAAGAAAAGAUAUUGAAACUCAAAGCGUAUUUAGCUGACCAUAUUAAAAAGUAUUUGAAUCUGAAUAAAAAAAAGUUUCAGUCAGAAGUUACGUUACGAUUGCCUAGGUUGAAUGACACAGUUACAAGUAGAAAAAUGACAAACAACUUUGAGUUGAUUAGCAGAGAUAUGAAAUCGAAGAUAAGACAAGCACUUCCCGCAGCAGGACUUGCCGUAUCAUUUCUUGUGCAAAUAGCAUUAGCCCACGCGAAAGCAGCAGCAUCAGUCGCCGAAAUAUUAAGUAAUAUGGCAUUAGGUUCAGCAAUGUUUGGUAUGGUUCGUGAUAUGGUAUUUGGUUCUAAUAAUCAACAGAAAAUAAAAUAUGUUUAUGACACUGAAAAGUAUGACGCAGGUAUUUCUUGGCCUUCUGUGGGUGCGAAUUCGAUUAUAAGUUUCAAACCGCCACCAAUACGUCCAAUUUAGAUUCGUAUUGCAUCUUUAUUACAAAAUAAAUAUUAACUUGAAUAUGUAUACGCGGAGGUAAUAUUUAAUAAAUUAUAUAUAUGUAUAUAUAUAUAUAUAUAUAUAUAUAUAUAUAUAUAUAUAUAUAUAUAUAUUAAAUAUAUUUGGCACGAGUACAAACGUUCCAAAAUUUAAUUUCACGUUGUAUAUUAGCAAUGUCGUGGAACUUUAUAAUUUCGGGUUGUUAAAUUUACACUAUAAUAACUCAAACUGAGGGAAUUGAGACUGAUUCACAUUAUAACGAUAUUUCAAUUGCACACAAAAUGUAGAAUGUAGAAAAUGGUUUCAGAAUGAACGCCAUGCAUUCGAAUAAUUCAAUUCAAUGCAAUUAAUUACAGAUCGGUGGGGGUAUUAUUUGAAAUAUUCCAAGCUCGAUUUUAGGUUUAGUUCGAUGUAUCUUUUUUAUAUUUGGACAAAGUAAACAACUGGUUAAAUUUGGUAAAAAUAUUAUGUAUUUACCGGAGAUCUAAGUAAUGUGUUGUUUGAAUUUAAACAUUAGGAAUAAAAGUUUUCUGCGAUUUCGUUAAUGAUGAAUUAAAAAAAGUAAUUGUAACGAAUAAUUUUAGGGACCUUAACAAUAUAAAAAUACAAAAACAUCGAUCGUAUGAUCGUUAUGGUCAUCUAUAUGUAUGUAAUCGUAAAUUGCGUAUUAAAUAAAAACUUGAAAAAUA